Molecule: messenger RNA, 1027 nt
Organism: Pocillopora damicornis (cauliflower coral)
Lineage: Eukaryota; Metazoa; Cnidaria; Anthozoa; Scleractinia; Pocilloporidae
Product: protein SLC31A2
Biological process (GO): copper ion transmembrane transport
Cellular component (GO): membrane
Molecular function (GO): copper ion transmembrane transporter activity
Source: RefSeq, a predicted model, not a curated record
UGAAGCCAUUGUUUUAUAAGUGCAUCGAACCAAUCAGAUGACAGAAAUGAAAUAGUCUAUUUGUAUGCGAAUAUAUGACGCACUUGAGAAAAUUAAGGAGGUUCAUAACAUAUAAUCAUAAGAGCUUUUUACUGCGAAGCAUUUAUUCAUAAGCUGCUCAGUCUCCGAUGAAUAUUGUCUACUUGUGAUACAUUAGCGCUCUUCUGACGAUUUCGAAAUUCAAAAUGUCUCACGGCGGUCAUUCGCACGGUGGGGACGGAAUGCACGGUGGUGAACGUCCAAUGCUGACAACACACGCGUCUACCGCAGCCAUGGAUCAUCACGGAGGAAGCUCAAACCACGGUGAUCAUAGCGGGGAAAUGGCCGGGCAUGUGAUGAUGUUCCAUCUCAGGAGAGACCUCAGUGUCUUGUUUGAACAUUGGGAAAUCACUUCAACGAAAGUGUUGAUUGGCUCAUGUGUUGCAGUAUUUUUCUUGGCUGUACUCUAUGAAGGCCUAAAAAUCUUCAGAACAAGGCUGAUGCAUACACAUAGCAGAGAUGCGAGGGAAAGCAGUCGUGGAAAAGACAUCACAUACUGUGGGAAAACUCGACGGGGUUGCAGACAGAACAUGUGCACAUGCCAUAAUUUGGUGCAAACCAUAAUGCACGUCGUGCAAGUAGUGCUGGGAUACCUCCUCAUGCUGGUAGUUAUGACGUUUCAAGUGUACCUUGGGGUUGCUGUCAUAGUCGGAGCAGGCCUGGGCUACUUUCUGUUCGCAGGAUUCGCUCCUGAGAACAAUCCCAAGGAAACAGAGUCUUCUGCAAAUUCCGGACAUGGGAGUCCCGCCAUGAUGGUAAAAGUGACCAAUUUAGACGAGAUAAGGAGUCAACAGUCUAUGGAAAACCUAAGUUUUAAUAAUUUGGCCAUUAAAAAUAGGGCGUUUGAUGGCGGAAAUAUUGAAGGUGAAAAGUAAUUUUUUGACAAAGUCUGAGAAUAGUCAGAAUUUGUGCUUUGGAAAUUCAUUAAACUGAGAAGACCUUGAUAGUA